Lathyrus sativus (Indian pea) is the source of this 486-nucleotide messenger RNA. Lineage: Eukaryota; Viridiplantae; Streptophyta; Magnoliopsida; Fabales; Fabaceae. The record is from the annotation of a GenBank genome assembly.
AUGGACAAGGAAUGGACAAAGAAAAACCCCGCGAGUAAAGAGUACCAAAAUGGUCUUGAUUCUUUUCUAGAUUAUGCAUACACGAAAGGAAAGCCCCGCGGGAAAGAGAUUUUGUGUCCUUGUGCUAAUUGUUACAAUAGUAAUUGGUUUACAAGGAAUGAAGUGAAAAAUCAUUUAAUUGCAAAAAUUAAAAGAGAGCAUGCUGCUGAAAUUAGACAAUUUAAUGACAAGUUACAAGAGAUGGAAGAAAAACAUCGUCAAGAUAAAGAAGAAACUGAUAGGAAAAUUCAGGUUCUUCUUAAGACUGUUUUGAAUCAAAAUACCUCCGAGUUGAAUAUAGAGGCUUUGGCAGCUUUGAUAUCAACUCCUGCAACUGAUGCUAACAGUGUCUUACGUUCUUCUACAUCAACACAUGCUCCAACUAAUGAUCAAGUCAUGAAUGAUAAUAUCAAUGAAGAUUUUGAAUUUGAAGAUGAAGAAACGUAG